CAGCGCCGCCGUCGCGCUCGACGACGACGGCGCGAUCGACGCGGCAUCAACAACCGACCUGAAACCGCUCGAGAUUCCCACGGACGGUUUAGUACUUGCGGACGUCGAACCAUUAAUACCGGAGAAAACAGCAUUCAUCGACAGGCACCCGCUCCUGGCCAAGUCGCUGUCCAUGGGCAUCACCUACGGGUUGGCGGACAUGACGGCGCAAUUGUUCGCAUAUUUAGCACACGGCGAGGUCGUCCCGCUGGCCAUGCGAUGCAGAAGGGCCAUCAGCCUGACGGGCGUGGGCUGCUUGGCUGUUGGUCCUCUACUCACUGUGUGGUUCGACUUCCUGGAGCGUAUCGUACCAGGGCGGUCCAAAAGAGCAAUUUUGAAGCGCACGGUCCUGGACCAGGCCAUCGAGGUGCCCGUGAUGAUCUCGAUCAUCUUCUCCCUCUCGUCGCUGGCGGAGGGGCACUCUCCAGCAUACUGCCUCGCGAAGAUCCAGCUCAAGCUCCUCAGCACGUGGAAGGACUGCACGGCCGUCUGGUUUCCGGUCCAGUUGGUGAACCAGGGCCUCAUACCGUUGCGGUUCCGGGUCAUCUUCCAGGCCGUCGUGUCCUUCUUCUGGGACACUUAUUUAUCAAUCGUGUCCCACUCGGUCGUCGUAUAGAGACCUUCAUGGGUCGCGGCGACGGCGUGCUGCUGGGACAGCACGCCGUCGCGGCGACACUCACCCGCGGCUCCGAGUCCCGUUCCGGCGGCCGCACACCAAGACUAAUAACAAUGUGAAUC
Molecule: messenger RNA, 777 nt
Organism: Pelagomonas calceolata
Lineage: Eukaryota; Pelagophyceae; Pelagomonadales; Pelagomonadaceae
Source: the annotation of a GenBank genome assembly